Molecule: messenger RNA, 9805 nt
Organism: Pelobates cultripes (western spadefoot toad)
Lineage: Eukaryota; Metazoa; Chordata; Amphibia; Anura; Pelobatidae
Source: the annotation of a GenBank genome assembly
AGCCGCGGAAUCCCGGGCGGGAGUAGUCAGGCGGUGACGCAGUGACGGCCAUCUUAUUCCUGUGUGUCUGCCCGUUGUUUGUCUGUUAUAGCUGGGCCGCGAGGACGUUUCCCCUCCCGCCGCCUGCCAGGCUGUGCGAGCGCCCUCCUCCUCGCCGAGUGACCCGACAGACCGACGCUGAGUCCCCGAGCCGCACCUCGUUCCUUGUCCCAGCGCGGCCCCGGUUCGGACUAUGGGUGGGUCGGGGUGUAGCAGGGUGCGCAGCCCUCUGAGCAGUGCCGCUCUCAUGCAGCGGGGUCCGUUGGGGGCCCUGCUCAUUUCUUGACAUGGAUCCCCCCGGAGCUCUCACCCUCAGCACCGCCAGCCUCCUCCCCCAGCAGAGACCGACAGCCCGCUCAGACACACGGCGCCCAGACAUGACAGGCGGCCGGCGCGGAUAGGACACCAGAGACACCCCACCUAGCCCAGCCGUGCCCCCUCUCCCUCACACAGCCACCGGCCCAGGACACCCAGCAGGCGCCACCCGGCCCCCUCCGGCCGGCCUACAUUUAUUAGUCUGUCGCCCACUAUCGCGACAUGGCCAUGACCCCUCACCGCUGAACAUGCCCUCAGAUUAGGGAGGUCGAACAGUAGGCUGACUGACUGACUGAGGCCUAGCGAGCACUCACUGAGCCCCCUCCCCCUUGCUUCUUGCCUAGGGCAACAUGGCGUCCCUCCCCAGGGGCUGCCACUGGCACUCUCACAUGGGCCUCUCUGUCCUCAUCCCUGGUAUGGCGAGGCAACUUUACUUGUGCUGUGAACAACCCUCUCCCACGUAUUACACAGGAAAAUAAUAUAUAUUUUUUUUAUUUUAUUUUUUGCACACAAAAAAAAAACCUGUAGAAAAGGGGGAAAGUCUUGCCUAGAGUAAAUUUGGCAUCCUUUAAAUAUAAUAUAUAAUGCAGCCUUGGGUCUGGCUUAUCUUCUGGUUUUAUUUUUUUCUUUCUAUGAGCUGGGAGGUUUAAAUAAAAUGCCAUCAGAGGAUGGCUUUUGAUUUUAUGGUACAGGCUAAUAACAGGGAACGGCUUUAUUUUUCCAUCAUUGUGCCCCUGGCAUUUUAAGAUGUGUUUCAAUUUCUUUUUGUAGUUUUUUGUUUUUUUUCAAAUUAAAAAUGCCUCUUUACUUUUCAUCAGACAGAGCUAUGGUUGUGCAGCCCUAUGUGUUUGUUAAUCCUGGUAAUAACACAGGCUUGUCACACAUUGCCUAACUAGCGCUUUGGGUUUCGUUGACCUGUUAAUUCACUUAAAGGGGGUCAGAUGGCUUGUAUUUGUUAAACUGGUGUCUAAAGCAACGCAAAAAUACCCAGAAUUAGUGACAGGCUACUUAGGCCUUCGCACCAGCUGUGUUGCAAAAUGGGGGACCCAAACUCUCGCAAGAAACAGGCUCUGAACAGACUGCGUUCUCAGUUACGAAAGAAGAAAGAAUCUCUAGCUGACCAGUUUGACUUCAAGAUGUAUAUCGCCUUUGUUUUCAAAGACAAGGUAAUGUAUGAAUAUCCAAAAUCUUGAUUCAGCAGCAAAAGCAUUUUUGUUUUGUUAUAUUCCUAAUGUAUUGACUGUGCAGACUACUGCAUUAUCUAAAAAGUAAAGAAAUGUGAAGUUACUUCUUGAAUUUGCUUAUUGUGACACCUGUUUACACACAUAUUUAUCCCACCCACCCCACAAAGUAUUCUUGGCAAACUGGUUUUAACUCUUCUGUAAACUUCUAAGAAAAACUUUUUAACAAACGCUUUCAAUGUUAAGGAUUAGAGGAAUUUUUGCAGGUUGCUGUAUGUCAUGCUAAAGGUUUGGAGAUCAGUUUCACAAUGAUUAACCAUAACACUGGUUUUAAACGGAUAAAAAAAAAAAUCAUUUACAGACUCUGUAACAGUGCCAUAAACCAUCUUAUUGCAUUGGUUAAUCAGUUUUGAACUCUGCUCUUCAAUGUCAGAAUCAGGUUUGAGUGUUUUUAUGUAGACUGCUUUUUUUUUUCAAAGGAAAACCUCAUGCACUGUGAUUAUGGUGCCAGGAGUGUCUCCAUUGUUUUUUUAAAGCAGUCUGUUCUCAGCCUUUGAGCUGGUACUGCAUGACUUAAUUCUGAAGAGCUAACAGAAGCUGCUAGUAGUAUCUUCUCACUCUUGGUUGCUGGGAGCGGUGCCCAUUGGACCUCAGGUCAGAACUCAAAUUGUCAGUUUUUUCUUGAAAAGCAAGAUAUAAAAUGGGUACCUUAAACACACAUGGUUCUGGUGCUGUCCCUUGCUACUGUGCCUCAAUAUGUUUGACGUUGAUGAUCCACAGUCUAGGUUACUCCAAUGACCACUUCUGCUUUUUGAAGUGUUAAUGUAGGAAGGAAUCUCUAUGAGAAGCCUGUGGACCUCCCUGUGGCUUUGACCACCACUACAAUCAAGUUAACUUUUUUUUUUUGCAAAUAUUUAAGAGUAUCUUUCAAUAGAAAGGACCAACAAAAUAAGCAGCAGUGCAUGCAGGAUCCGUAAAGUAACAAUACAUUUACUUAAAAUUAGUGAAACUUACAUGGCACCGUUUACUCGUGAUAUAACAAUAGCCGAGUUCUGUUCAAAGUAAUGGGCAUAGAUUUGUCAUUGGAACAUGGUAAGUAUAAAAGCAUCAAGAAAUUGGUCUUUAUAUAAAUGCUUCCCAACUAGGAGGGUGUGGUUUUUUUUUUAAGGGACACUACUAGUCCCUCGAACACCGCUUUCAUAUAGUUGUUCUAGUGAGUAUAGUCAGUCCCUGCAGUCUUUUCUAAUGUGAACGCUGCCUUAUUAGAGAAAAGGCAGGGUUUACAUUACAGCUUACAAACUCCUCUAGUGGCCACUCAGAUGGCUAAUAGAGGUACUUCCUGGGUCAGUGCUGCACUGACAUUCAGCUUGAUGGUGAGCUUUCCAGAUGCUGACUGGCCAGGGUCGAUAUCUGCCAAUCCAAUGCUUUUCUAUGGAGGCGAGGCCAGCCGCUGCAAUGACUUCGUAAGUAAAGCUACCUUUUUACUCCAGGGGUUCUCAACUCAGUCCUCGGGACCCACUACCAGUCCAGGAUUUGGGGAUUACCUGGGUGUGUCUAAGGUGUUUUGAAAAAGGGGAGAAAAAAAACACCUUUGACUCUAAGGUGUCUUUUUUUUCUUUUUCUAAACACCUUAGACACACCCAGGUAAUCCCUGGACUGGUAGGGGGUCCUGAGGACUAACGUUGAGAACCCCAGCUUUAACCCCUUAAGGACACAUGGCAUGUGUGACAUGUCUUCCCUUUUAUUCCAGAAGUUUGGUCCUUAAGGGGUUAAACGGGCUCUAUAUGCACCCAGACCAACUAAUUUUAUUGAAGUGGUCUGGGUGCAAUGUCCCUGUCCCUUUAACUCUGCAGUGUUCAUUAUUGCAGUUUCUGAUAAACUGCAAUGAUAACAUUGUAGCGUUAAGACUACCCCUAGUGGCUGUCAGACGGCCAUUAGGGGCACUUCCUGCUUGCUUUGCGACUUUGGUUGUCUGACACUGGAUGUCCUCUUGCUCUGCGUACGUAGAAUCCCCAUAUGAAUGUAUUGCGGAGAAUUGGUUUGGACCUUAACUCCUCUGUGGGGUUACAGAAGAGAGAUAGGUGUAAGCACUUAAGGAGCCCUGAUGCUGGAAAAAGUGAGUGAAUCUUGAUAACAUUUUAAUGCAUGGGGCACCUGAAAAAGAGUAGUGACAAGGACACUACCGUUGGAAAUACAGCUUUGUACAAUAGUAUUCCUGUAAGGUUUAAUUGCUGAAAUUUAAGAGGCUCUUUACCUCUCAAACUUCACAAUUACACCCUUCUUGAGUCGUCUGCUAUCUUUUGUUUUGCUAUGUCAUGCUCUGCAAAGCAGACUUUUUUUUUUUUUUAAAUCAUUUUCUUUGUUAAUUAUACUUUCUAAUAUUGGGAGGAUGCAAAUUGGGUGGACACGCAUGACUGGUGUUGCCAGUGAUGUCACUGUCUAUUCUGCCCACUGAGGUACUAAAGGGGAAAGUCUGGCCAGUCCCCAACCUGCACGACCAUAGAGCUCUCUUGAAGCUCUCGACAUGGUCCUGGUGCUUGUGCACAGUUAGAGUGCAUCUAAUGAAACUAAAUUGGGUUUGUGGGACAGGACUCAAAAAUAUGGGGGAAGGAGUGUUGGCUGUGUUAAUCUUCCUGUAUAGAAAGCGGUAAUCUAGCAAGCUCACAUUAGAAAACAAUUAUUUCUGGCAGGGGAAAUUGAUCAUUUUGGGGGAUUUAUAUUUUCCUCUGUGACUUUAGUUUUGUGUAUGUACAAUGACUAAGGGGUUUUUAUUUUGCAAUUCCAUCUUAUUUUCACAGUUACUGUUUUAUGUUUUGGCAUAAAUGCAUUUAAAUUCUCAGAUAUGUAUAUAUACUUACCAACUUUUAGUAGAAGUUAUAUCUAACUGGUUUACCUAUGCUAAAUUUACAUUUCUCUAGAAGAAAAAGUCAGCUCUGUUUGAAGUAGCUGACGUGAUACCGGUUAUGACCAAUAAUUAUGAAGAAAACAUUCUGAAAGGUGUGCGGGAUUCCAGCUAUUCAUUGGAAAGUUCCCUUGAGCUUCUGCAGAAGGACAUAGUACAGCUUCAUGCACCGCGCUACCAGUCCAUGCGCAGGGUAAGAACAAUUCAAAAAUCGUGCUUGCAGCAGCAUUUAGGAUGAACUGUCAAAUUACUGUUGCACUGCUAUACAGGAUGCAUUACAAAAAUAAUUACAUUGUGUAUAUAAUCCCCCUCAUCCAAAAACUCUCUACAAUGUGUAUAUGUGGAGAUGUGUCUAAGGGAAAACUACAAGCUCCAUAACUACUGCAGGGCACUCUAGUUACUUCCCUUUAAGGAACACUCAAGGCACUUUAUCUUGCUCAUUUAAUUCUAGUGCUAUUUGAAAUUGGUACUCUUGUAAAUCAUUGCACACACACCUGACAGCCAGGAAGGUGAACAGAAGUGAUUUUGUGCUUUGCUAGAACACGCCUGCCUUUCCCCCCCAUGUCCACAGACUGCCUCACUAGCUCAAUUCGAAGUCUUUAAUCCUCUUGACCAUGUGUUCCCCGCAUUACCUACUGUUUAUACUUUUACAUUUCCUGCGAUUUUGCCAUUCACGCUAUCCCUGCUGGCAAAGAAAAUACUGUAUUUAAAACCACUUGAGAGAUACAUUAUAAUCAGAGGGUUAAAAAGUAAUUCCACUGUACAGACUUAAUAAAAAAAAAAACUUUCACUGUCUAUUCUGUGUGUGUAUCUAUCUAUAUCUCUUCAAUGAAAGAAUGCAUUCAAUUAUGUAUUUUAUUUUUUUCUCACUGCAUAUGUUAGUGGAGGUGUGUGUGUAUAUGUUACAAAGUGCAGAUGUCAAUAGACAUUGUAAGUUUUAUAAAUGAACCUUGUUGCAGUACUCUGGCUGUCAGACAAUCAGUCUUAUUAAUUCCUGGUUUGGUUAGCUCAUUGGAGCUAAACUCAAAAGGCAGGCAAUUGCCUUGUAAAGACUUGUCAUUGAGCUGCAUUGGGAUAUCUGUUAUGUGCAGCUACAGUCCGUCUGGGCUAGGUGAUAAGUGAGUGCUUGCAAAGGCUGUAGACGGUACCUUUUGGCUGUUUUAGAUAUACCUCCAAUUGGGGAGAGAGUGUGUGGUGUGUUUUUUUUUUUUUUUUUUCUUGCAGUGGAUUGUCUUUUUAAAGGGACACUAUAUAGUCACCAGAACAACUACAGCUUAUUGAAUUUGUUCUGGUGAGUAGAAUCAUUACCUUCAGGCUUUUUGCUGAAAAUGCAGUGUUUACAUUAUAGCCUAGUGAUAACUUCACUGGCCAUUCUUUAGAUGGCUGUUAGAAAUCCUGCAUGCAGACACUGAACUUUUCUCAUAUAGAUUCAUUGAUUCAAUUCAUCUCUAUGAGGAGAUGUUGAUUGGCCAGGGCUGUGUUUUGAGUUGUGCUGGCGCUGCCUCUCAGUCUCAGCCAGUCCUAUGGUGAAGCAUUGUGAUUGGAUCAGGCUACCACUUCUGCUGAUGCCAGCAGGUAAUGGGCAGGUCUAAAGGAAACGGGGACAAAGCCAGCAGCUUCAGGUUUGAAUGCAAGUAAGAUUUUUACUAUAUUUAGGGAGACAUGAGGGGGGCUAGGUGGUGGUUUUAAUCCUAUAGGGUCAGGAAUACAUGUUUGUGUUCCUGACCCUAUUGUGCUCCUUUAAGGUAUCUGAAAUGACAUAAAAUAAACCGACAUACAUUGCAAAUAAAAAGGGAAAAGGGCUUUAAGUAAAACGGAAACAAUAGCAUUACAUGUAAAUCUGAACAAAUAGUGUUUUUCUAUAUAGUAUGUUUUUAAGAUGUAUUUCAGAAGUUAAUGAGUACUGCUUCUGUAUAAGCCUAAGCACAUACAGAAAGUAAACAUGGCUGUUUUUGCUCAAAAUAUAACUAACCUUUUCUUGUUUUUAGGAUGUAAUUGGAUGCACUCAGGAGAUGGACUUUAUUCUGUGGCCUAGGAAUGACAUUGAGAAGAUUGUCUGUCUUCUAUUCUCUAGGUGGAAGGGAUCUGAUGAGCCCUUUAGGCCUGUUCUGGUAAGUCUCUAGUUUUUUUUUUAGAAUGCUAGCUUUACCUUAAGGUGGAGUGUUUUGUUUUCCCCAUUUCACCCACGUUAGACUGUUUAUCUUCUAGUAGAGAGUAAGGUACAUAAAAGAUUCUUGUAGAUUUGUGAUCUGUAUAGGUUUUUUUUUUUUUUGGUUUUUUUUAAAAAGCCACAAGAGUUGCAUAUUUAAAGAGAAAUUCAUUGUAAUGCAUAUACAUUUUUAAAAGUAUAGAUUUAAUAUAACUUGUAAAAAUAUUUUCUGUUUCUAAGCCUUACAAGCUAUCUUUCAUUAUCUACAGGAAAAAUAGUUUGUGCUUAAAUGGUAGAAAAAUGCAUAACUAAUAAACUUUUAGGUUUUGCAAAAAGUCAUCCUGCAGUCAUCUUCAUGCUGAGCGCAUAAUUUGGUUUAGUCAAAUUGGAAUCUACAUUGCAUUUAAAAAAAAAAAAUUAUAUAUACUUUUUUUUUAUUUUAUUUUUUAUGCAAUAUAGAUUCCAAUUUGACUAAAAUUAUGCACAGAGCUGAAUGCCUACCAUACUUGGUAUAAAUUUAGUAAGUGCACACAUUCAGUUUCAUCAGAACUACAUAUUACACACAAUGGCUUAAGGUGUGUGUAUAUGUAUAUGUAUAUAUAUAUAUUUUUUUUUAAAUCACCUAUGCCAAAUAAGUGGAAGGACCAGGUAAACCAGUUAUAUAAGUCUUGUUUUAAUCUGUGUGAGCUGUAGCGAAACUCUGUUCCCACAUGAUGUGGAGAAGAUUGAAAGCAAAAAACAAGACUAAAGAUGAUUGCAGGAUAACUUUUUUGCAAAACCUAAAGUUAAUUAAAUAUUAACCUAAUGGUUAUGCAUUUUUCUGCAGAUAAUGAAAGGUAACUUGUAAGACUCAGAAAUUGAAAAUAUUUUUUCAAGUUGUACUAAAUGCAUACUUCUGAAAUACUAUAUGCAUUUUAUUACAAUGAAUUUCCCUUUAAAUAGGCAACUUUUUCUUGUGACUUAAUUAAAAGUGUGUGUAUAUUUAUUUUUUGUUUUGUGUGGGGUUUUUUAAUUACAUUUUUAGGUACACCACCCAGCAAGAGACUUAUAUUCUAUCAGGAAUAACUGUCAUGGUUGUUUACUAAAAUGUAAAUUGUCAAGAAUUUAAAACUUUUUGUAGUCCAAAAUGUGCCAACAUAAAUCUUUUGUGCUGGUUUUUAGCUUGACUGUAAAAGUGAAUUCUAAAAUGUACACCAAAGUAGCCACUUUAGUAAACAAUCCUGCCUCAAAGUGUUAAGUCAGGAAUUCACAGUAACUGUUUCUCAUUCUUUGAAUUUAGUGUGGGAAGAUAUGUAGAAAUAUGUGUAAAAUGUUCUGAUUGUAGUGAUUAAUAACUUUGCCAUUACAUUUCAGGCCAAGUUUGAAUUUAAUCAUGGUGAUUAUGAAAAACAUCUUAUGCACGCACUGAGCCGGAAGGACAAGACUGGAAUUGUUAUAAACAAUCCAAACCAGUCAGUGUUCCUCUUUAUUGAUAGACAGCAUUUGCAGGUAAUUUGAAAUCAUGUUAUCGACUCCUCUUCUUGGCUAUUCUGGUCCAGUAAUCUAGUUACAAUUGGCAUAAGAGUGACUUGUUAUGCAACAUGCAACACAAACACAGAAAGCUUCUGUUAAUCCAUUGCAUGCUAAUCGGAACUAUUUUCAUUUGUUUAUUUUUUUUAGACUCCUAAAAGCAAAACCACAAUAUUCAAGUUAUGCAGCAUCUGCCUGUACCUACCACAGGAACAGCUCACCCAUUGGGCGGUUGGCACCAUAGAGGAUCACCUCUGCCCUUAUAUGCCUGAGUAAGGCAUUGACCAGUCAAACAGGGAAGAUCAGAUGUUGGCAGAAAUUUUUUCUUCAAAUUCCAGAAGAAUAUGGACUUAUGCUCAGAACACUUGUACGUUGUGAACCUUCAUGCUGGAUAUUUGUUUUCCUUAUUUUGUAUCAGAACAUUUUUUUUGAGGCGCAGGAGUUCGGUUUUUUUUGUUUUUGUUUGUUUUGUUUUUUUUUUUGGUUCCCCCCCCUCUUCAUUUUUUUUUUUUCUCCUCCAUUCUUUUCUGUAUGGACAUUGUAAAGAGAAGAUGUUUGCAACAUCUUUGCUUUAGCCUCUUCAAAAAUGUGAAAUGAUGGGACACUGAAUCAAAUGUAUCAGGAAGCACAAGGUACUAUUUAUUUGGUGAUCUUCCCAUUUGCACUGGUCAUACCCCUAACAUUUUUUAGAGUGUUAGUCAACAGUAUUGAGGGCAGGGGGUAAAACAUGAAUGUAUCAGGUGUGAAAGCUUUCUUGCUCUACCAGAAAACAAAAGCACUAUAUGAAUCAUUUAAAUGAUGCAAAUGAUUUUGCUGCAGUAAAAUGAAGGUAGGAUUGGGACAGAUAUUUGAGAAGAAAUCCUGUUUGUUCAGCAUUUGCUUUCAUGUCAUAAUUCAUUUUGUAGGGCUGAGAGUGUAAUGGCAUCUUAUGGUUGUUACUUUUUUUUUUUUUUAUAUCUCUCCUCCCAUUUGCUGCGUACCUUUCAGUACAAAAUAAAUCUGCAAGUACAUUAAUGCUCAUAUGGCCUAGGAGUCUGCCUAGCUAAUAUUUUACAUACAAGUUAAAUACUUGGUCAAUGCAGAAACAAUGUUUCUAGAGGAAUCAAGACACACCUGGUGGUGAAUUGUGCAGAUAUUACUUGUUUAAAGAAAAAAGAGUAAUGUUUCUAAGAUAAGAAACCCAUGGUGGGUUUCUGAUAAGUUAUUAAGCAGUUGCAAACUGUAAAAGAAGGUUAAAGUGUGAAAAAGUUGGUUCAGAGAAUAUUUUUAUUUUGUGCAAUGAAAACAAGGUUGACUACUGUUUUUUGAGAAAGCUUUGCUGAAAAGCUUUCAGUACCUUUUUACGAUUACGUAUAUAGGCCUGCUCCCUUUGGCUAAUACUAGUGCUUACCUGGUUUAAAUUUGUAUCUAGCUUUUUUUUUUUUUAAUUUUUUUUUUUUUUAAUUGGAUUACAAUGGAAAUUAAAAUAAAUGAGGUGAAAACAAUUUUAUUUUGUUUUAAUCUUUUUGGUAUGCUUGCUGUGGAUAUGUACAGUUCACUCAAACCUAGGAGACGUGGCCCAUUUAAUCUACUCAUUAAGUCUAAAUUGGUGACGAUUACCUUGUGGACAUCCCAGUUAUUAUUGAAACACUUCAUAAAGUUAAUUUGCAACAGAACACACAUUUGCAUCCUGUGUUAAAAUUAGUUGACCUGUACGUUUAAUAAUUAAAC